AUGAGCCGGCUGAGUGGAGAUCUCUUUGACGAUGGCUUCUCAGAAGAUGGGUCAGAUUCAGAUGGCUCGGAUCUAGGGGCUGCUGAAGAAGAUUUGUUGAGACACGCGAAGAAGAUGAAGAGCUUAUCUAAGCAAAUCGCGCAACUCGAAGCAGAGAACGUCGCCAAGAAGGAGUGGAUGAUGAAGGGUGAACCGAUUACUUCAGCCCCGUCAACCACCCGACGCCGGCUCGGCACUCCCGGUGAGGACAUUGGCCACGAGCGCGACGCGCAACAGCAACGCCGCGAUGAGAGUCCUCUGCUCGACCGUGUACCGGACGUGUACCUUCCGAUCCGUUUCGGCACAUGA
Molecule: messenger RNA, 348 nt
Organism: Puccinia triticina
Lineage: Eukaryota; Fungi; Basidiomycota; Pucciniomycetes; Pucciniales; Pucciniaceae
Exons: 2
Coding region: 1-348 (115 amino acids)
Biological process (GO): rRNA processing
Cellular component (GO): Mpp10 complex; nucleus; sno(s)RNA-containing ribonucleoprotein complex
Source: RefSeq, a predicted model, not a curated record